Messenger RNA from Colletotrichum karsti, 915 nucleotides. RefSeq names its product glutathione-dependent formaldehyde-activating gfa. Bases 1 to 915 code for a protein of 304 amino acids. Gene Ontology annotation, molecular function: carbon-sulfur lyase activity. NCBI's taxonomy places the organism in Eukaryota, Fungi, Ascomycota, Sordariomycetes, Glomerellales, Glomerellaceae. The transcript is spliced from 4 exons. The record is from RefSeq and is a predicted model, not a curated record.
AUGACCGAACAACUGUCGACUUACAGGGGCAAUUGCCACUGUGGCGCAAAUCGGUUCGAAGUGCAGCUUUCUCGGUUUCCUAGCUUUGUUAUCUGCGAUUGUGAGCUCUGCGCGAAGAAGGGAUAUGUCUGGAUAUACGAAGUAGGAGAUAAGCUGCAGAUCACCAGAGGCUGCACAUCUGAGACUCUCACCAGCUACACGUCCGACGGUGCAGAAGCACUCCAGCACGAAUUUUGCUCAAACUGUGGCACAGGUCUCUUCGGAAAUCACAUCUCGGGUGUGCAGGCUCAGAAGAAGGGUAUCAACUUGCGCGCUCUGGUUUCCGGCAUGCCAAGCGUCUUUCUGAAAGGCAAAGACGUUGUUACUCUAGACUCUUCGGGCGUAGAAGAAACCUACCCGGGGAGCCUGAGUCGCAUCGAGACUUUAUCCCAGCACCAGAGACCUGGUGGCAAGUUCCAGGGAACAGCGCCAGAAGCCGUCGACGAGCAUCCGAAGCUCUACAUUGGCAGUUGUGAUUGUCGCGCAGUCCAAAUUGCUCUGAGAACGAAGCCACUAGCCGAAGCUGAGAUCAAGGAAGACAACUGCAGCAUUUGCGUCAGGAAUGGCUUCGUCGGUGUUUACCCCCAUAAGUUUCAGGUGACCAUCUUAGGCAAGGAGAACACCCAAGAGUAUCAGUUUGGUCGCAAGUUCAACGGCUCGCCGUUUUGCAAGACGUGCGGCGUCCAUUGCUUUGGGAAUCUCUAUGGUCCUCCGCAGGCAAUCAUUGACAGACUACCAGAAGCGAAGAAGGAUUUCGUGAGAAACCAACUGGAAAUUCAGCCUCUCAACAUUCGGGUAUUCGAUGACAUUGAGUGGAGCGAGCUUGACAUCAACUGGAGUAAUGAAGGGACUGAAGGCUACGUCUUGUCAGAGUAA